UUCUGAAUUCACCAUGCAGAAGUUCUCGUUUGAAUUUUGAAUUAGUAAAAUUAAAUAUACGGCUCUGGUAAGACGUACGUAGAUUGUACAACUUGCUGAUCCUCUAAAGUACGUACCGCGCGAAUUUAAAUUUUUUAUUUAGCACUGAAUUCACUUGUAUAGAAGAAUGAGUGACGUAGUGACUGUUAUCGCACCAAUAAAUAUAGCAGUAAUUAAAUAUUGGGGAAAACGUGAUGAGAAAUUAAAGUUACCGUUAAACGAUUCAAUAAGUGGAACAUUAGAUGCGAAUGUUAUGUGCUCGAAAACUUCGGUUUGUGCUCGGCCAGAAUUUAAAGAAGAUAGAAUUUGGUUGAAUGGUGCUGAGCAGUCAAAAACUAUACUACAAAACUGUUUACAAAAAAUUAAAGACAUUGCGUGCGAUCAACAAAGUGUUGAAAAGGAGUUUUUGAGUUGGAAUGUGCACAUAUGCUCCGAAAACAAUUUUCCAACGGCAGCGGGCUUGGCAUCUUCGGCAUCAGGAUAUGCUUGCUUAGUAACAGCACUGGCGAAACUGUACAAAAUCAAGGCUGAUCUCAGUGCCCUAGCGAGGAUAGGUUCUGGUAGUGCUUGUCGCAGUAUUUAUGGUGGUUUUGUUCACUGGCAUGCUGGGAUAAAACCAGAUGGCAGUGAUUCUUUUGCUACUCAGGUUGUUAACACAGAUCACUGGCCAGAAAUGAGAGUACUAGUACUUGUUGUUGGUGAUUCAAAAAAACAUACUAGCUCGUCAAUUGGCAUGAAAAUAACUGCUCAAACAUCAGCAUUAAUGAAGUAUCGUACUGAAAUUAAUGUUCCAUUGAGGGUAACAAGUAUGUGUGAUGCAAUAAAGCAAAAAGAUUUUGCCUCAUUUGCAGAAAUAACAAUGAAAGAUAGUAAUGAGUUUCAUGCUGUGUGCCUGUCUGCAUACCCACCCUGUGUCUACCUCAAUGAUAUUUCACAUAAAAUUAUAAAUUUAAUACACAAAUAUAAUGAUCUGUUUGACUCUCCCAAGGUCGCUUAUACUUUUGAUGCAGGACCAAAUGCAUGUUUGUAUCUUCUUGAACAAGAUGUUCCUAAUGUUGUAUCUAUGAUAAAACAUGUCUUUCCUUCAACAAAUCCUGAUUUCAUCAAAGGUUUGCCAUGUAACGAAGCAAAAAAUGUGGAGUUUCUCAACAAUAUUAAUUUUAAACAAGAGAAUAUUGACCUAUUAAAAUAUAUGAUAUACACAAAGAUUGGUGAUGGUCCUAAAGUAAUUGAUAAUGGAAAACAUCUUCUCAAUGUGAAUGGAUAUCCACUUGAAAAAUAAUUUAAGCUUGAAUAAUAUUUAAAUUUAGAAUAGUAGGAAAAACUGUAUUAUUUAAUUAUCAUGGCUGUAUGGUUUAACAAUAGGGUUAUUAUUUAUAAUUAUAUUAUUGUUUGUGUUGGAUCUUUUAUAUUUAUCAUAUAUUAAAUAUAAAUAUUUUUUUAAACUAA
Messenger RNA from Leptidea sinapis, 1488 nucleotides. RefSeq names its product diphosphomevalonate decarboxylase (gene Mvd). Gene Ontology annotation, cellular component: cytosol. Gene Ontology annotation, biological process: isoprenoid biosynthetic process; isopentenyl diphosphate biosynthetic process, mevalonate pathway. Gene Ontology annotation, molecular function: ATP binding; diphosphomevalonate decarboxylase activity. NCBI's taxonomy places the organism in Eukaryota, Metazoa, Arthropoda, Insecta, Lepidoptera, Pieridae. The transcript has a single exon. The record is from RefSeq and is a predicted model, not a curated record. Bases 167 to 1321 code for a protein of 384 amino acids.